CUUUUGGGCCGGCGUGCGGGCGCAGCAAGCAGCAAAACUGCAACAGGCAGCCCCGAGCCAUGCGCUGCGCACUCGUUGCAGCAGUUUUGGCCGCCACCGCGGCUGCCCCGCACCUCUAUGCGCAUCAGCAGGCGUCGCUCGCGGAGCUGCGGGCGCAGGCGCCGGCACCAGCGAUGCUGCGCGCCGCCGUAUUGUUCAGCGGCCACCCGCGCACGUUCCUGACGAGUGAGACGGUCCAAAGCAAUGUCCUUGCCGGCGUCGACGCGCUCUGCGAGACGGUCCGCUGCGAGGUCUUCGCCGUAGUCGCAAAAACGGACGGCAGCCUCUUCCCGAACGCGGCGCCGCACGCGGAAGCAUGUGCCGAGGACGUGGUCGACGCGUUCCGCAACCUUCGGAAUGCGGCCGUGGGCCGCGUCGUGAGCGCGGAGGACCCGCACCCGGAGUGGAGGAGAGACGAUUGUGAAGCGGACCGGCGGCCGGACCUCAAUUAUGGGAGGGAGCUCGCCCACGCGCGCGCGGCCUGGGCGCUCGUCAAGAAAGCGGAAGACGGCUGGACGUACGAUGUUGUUACGAGGCUGCGCUUUGACGUCGUGUGGGUGCGCGCGCCGCCGAGCCUCUUGGACAUCCUCGUGCCGGCGCCGAAUGACAUCAUUUCAGACUUGAACGUCGCCGUCGUGCCGCGGCACCAUUUUCCGGUGAAUAACCACGUCGCGAUCCUGGGAAGGGCGGCCGCGGACGCGUACUUCGAUGGACCCAUCCAGGUGUGGCGGAACUGCUCCGAGGACUGGUCCCGGACGCCGGCGUCGCUAUCAAACCCCGAGGGGCUCCUGCUGAAGGCGCUGCUGUAUGGUAAUGUAGCGGUGCGGCGCGUGCCGCUCUUCUCGACGAUCUAUAGAAGGGAGGGCGCCGAGUGCGCGCGGCUCCAGGCCUAUCGGAGGGGCGACGCGCGGACCGUGUCGAGGGAGUGCGCGCUCCUCUUCCCGGAGGCGGACCCGCGACGAAGGCGGGCGCCGGCCGAGGGCAGGCUCGUGUACGAAAUGAAUGAUAUAGGGAAGUAUGUCGUCGUCGAGCCGACCACCUACGAAAAAGAUAUAUAUGAGACGUGUCGCGAGGUUGAUGAUGAAGAACUCUGUUCGGCGCACGUGACGCAGCUCAGUGCCUUACUGGACAUGAUCGCCAAGGCACGAGACCUAAGAUUGGUGGUCUGGGAGGACUCCUUCGUCUCAUCGUCAAGGUUCGCGGAUUUGCAGUUGAAUGCCAUCGAGCACUGGAUGGAUUUCGAGAAAAGGCCGCGCGCCUAUUUGCGGCUCGACGCCGUUAAAUUAGCGAAGGAGAUCGAGCUCGAGGAGGCGUUGCGGAGAGACGCGGCCGUCAUCAAACUGCCCAACGAAACGGACUGCGAGGGCGUCGUGCGGGGCGAGUGCACCGUCGACACGAUAAGUGGCGAGCGCGUCGGCGCGACGCUCGAGAACUGGCACUUUGGCGACGUCGGGGACCGGGCGGAAGUGUUAUGCGGGUGGGCAGGUUUGGAGGAUUUACCUUGCGGGCGGCUCCACGACUUGCAAAGGAUGCGGUGGCGCGCGGCGCGGCGCGGAUGCGUCUAUAGUAGACCCGACGUGCCAUCACUGGUCGCGCGGCCGCCGGCACUACUGGAGGAGGUCCACUUCGACCAAAAAUCACACGCACCGUCCUACGCGGACGCGUUGUUGUAUGCGCCGCCGGCUCCAUUGGAUACACCGCCCGAUACUAUACACAAAUGGACGGUACCGCGGGCGGGCGUGGCCGCAAAAUUGGCGGAGGAGGCCACGGCGGCCUGGCGCCAGUGGGGCUACGACGAAGGCGCCGUCGAAGAAGCGGCGAGCGACCCCGACUGCAUGGUCCUCCAGGUUUUAUCAGGAGAGGUCUGGGUCUCGAACAAAACUUUGAAACAUUGGGACGCCGGGCUGGAGGAACGGCCGUGGCGCGAGCAGCGGCGCCUCGCCUUCCUCGAAGUAGUGAUGGAGGUCGCUCCCACGCUAAGGGAUGUCGAGGUCGCGUUCUGCCCCGUCGAUUGUGUAUUAGAGUCGGCUUCAAACAAGAACGGGACGUCGCCCUACGCGCACCUCGGCACUAAUACAACGCUGUCGGGCCCCCGGUUAGGCUUAGUGGCGUGCCGCGGGUCCGCGGAUAUUCCCGUGCCGGCCUGGUACGCGCGCAGCAUCGAUUUGGACGAGUCGCUCAAGGGCUGGGACGGGCUCGUGAAGAUGAUCGUCAAGCAGCGGGAGCGGUAUUCAGAUUUAGCGAGGGACCCGCGCGCCGUGUUCCGCGGCAAAGUUCGGGGCAAGAGCUGCUUCGACUACGACCAAGAAAUUGUAAUUCCGACGGAUCAGCGGCCUUUGGAUUCGCAGCCCUGCGGCCGGCGCGCGCUCAUGUCGAGGGGCGCGGCGUUUCCCGAUUUGGUGGAUGCGGCGCACGACUACGUCCCUUUGCUCCAGCAGGAGGAGUACCGCUACCAGAUUAUCGCCGAGGGCCACUGCGGCUGGUCGGACCGGUUAAGAUUGGCGCUCUUCAUGGGGCCGCUUUUGCUGGUACAGGAGAGUUCGUGUCGGGAGUUUUAUGGGUUGGGUCUCGAGCCCUGGGUCCACUAUAUACCAAUCGACCACGCCUUCGAGACGCUCGCUUCUGUGGUGAUGUGGGCGCGCGACCACCCCGACCUCGUGGCUCUCAUAAAGCGGAACAUGCACGCGUACGCCGAGCACGCCGUGUCGGCGGCGUCCGUGCGGGCCUACGCGACGCACGUCCUGCGGCACCUCGGGGCGGCGGCGCGCUACGAGCCGGCCCGCCGCGGCGACGCCGUCCUCGGGUCUUCGUUGUUUGCGGAGCGGCGGGCGGUUAUUGACUCCGUUGUUGCCGAGCAUGCGCGGCGCGAGGAGAGUUCCUGAGUGUUUUUUG
Molecule: messenger RNA, 2931 nt
Organism: Pelagomonas calceolata
Lineage: Eukaryota; Pelagophyceae; Pelagomonadales; Pelagomonadaceae
Source: the annotation of a GenBank genome assembly